GGAGAAAGACGCCACUGAAUACUUGCAGAAAAGCUCGAAAUAGGAGAGAGAAAAUUAAAAAAAAAUGGCGAGGUUGAAGGCAGCAUCGUCGUCUUUAUCAGUAUUACGUCGCAUUUUAGGAGGAAGAACGUCAAUUCAAUGUCAAUGUCGAAGAACUAUUUCUUCUGAUCUCAACGAUGAGGUGCUGGUCGAAGGAAAUUCGCAUAGUCGUACUGCUAUUCUUCAUCGUCCUCCAGCUCUUAAUGCCCUCAAUACUUCCAUGGGUGCUUUGCUCCAAAAGUAUUACAAAUGCUGGGAAGAUGAUCCUAAUGUUGGUUUUGUGAUGAUGAAGGGCAGUGGAAAGGCAUUUUGUGCUGGAGGAGAUAUUGUUACUCUGUAUCGCCAAAUUAAUAAAGGGAAGAUAGAAGAAUGUAAAGAGUUUUUUUGGACUCUAUACACAUUUAUAUACGUGCUUGGCACAUAUUUGAAACCACAUGUUGCCCUUUUGAAUGGAAUUACAAUGGGUGGUGGAGGAGGUGUUUCAAUUCCUGGGACAUUUCGAGUUGCAACCGAAAAAACUGUUUUUGCCACCCCAGAAACUAUGAUUGGUUUUCAUCCUGAUGCUGGGGCCUCUUUCUACCUUUCUCAUUUACCUGGGCACAUUGGAGAAUAUUUGGCUCUGACUAGCAAAUCUCUCAGUGGUGCUGAAAUGCUUGCGUGUGGGCUUGCAACACAUUAUUCACUUAGCACCAAGCUUCCUCAAAUAGAAGAACAUCUAGUCAAUCUGGUCAGUGAUGAUUUUUCUGUUGUUGAGACUUCCCUGCAGGAGUUUGCUGAUGUUGUGUCUCCUGACAGUAUGAGCGUACUUCACAGGCUGGAGAUACUCAACAAAUGUUUUGGCCAUGGCACUGUCGAGGAGAUAAUUGAUUCUCUGGAAGAUGAGGCAACAAAAACAGAUCAUGCCUGGUGUGCUUCCACUUUGAAGAGGUUGAGGGAAGUGUCCCCACUGAGCCUGAAGGUUUCCUUGAGAUCAAUACGAGAAGGUAGAUAUCAGACUCUUGACCAAUGUCUGGCUCGUGAAUAUCGGAUGUCGCUUCAGGGAAUCUCUGGAAAGGUCUCAAAUGACUUCCAGGAGGGUGUACGGGCACGAAUGGUUGACAGGGACUUCUCACCAAAGUGGGAUCCACCAAGUUUAGAUAGAGUUUCCAAGGAUAUGGUGGAUGAAUACUUUUCCCCUCUCAGUGUGUCUGAACCAGAGCUAGAGCUACCAACAAAGCAGCGCGAAGCAUUUUCUUAAUCACUUUGAAGAACCAUCACUAUUCAAAACAUUACAUUUUACAUUUUGGGUGAUUUUGUUACUGUAAAUAAACCAAUGAAUUUUUUUAGAAGAGAAUGAUUUAACUGAAAUAAAUGAAACCUUUUUCAGCGUAGGAGUUUAUAUAUGUGUUCUAAACAGCUGACAGAUAGAGUUCAUAGGUGUGCUCCAAACGAUUGUGUGUAUAAGAAUAAAUCUAUCUAUUAGGUGUGCCAUGAUUUUUUUUCAGGUGAUGUUACAGCAAUUUAAAAGAAAACAGGGGUCUGACUUCAA
This is a messenger RNA of Spinacia oleracea (spinach), 1567 nucleotides long. RefSeq names its product 3-hydroxyisobutyryl-CoA hydrolase-like protein 1, mitochondrial. Gene Ontology annotation, biological process: L-valine catabolic process. Lineage: Eukaryota; Viridiplantae; Streptophyta; Magnoliopsida; Caryophyllales; Amaranthaceae. The transcript has 14 exons. The coding region runs from base 65 to 1276 and encodes 403 amino acids. The record is from RefSeq and is a predicted model, not a curated record. Gene Ontology annotation, molecular function: 3-hydroxyisobutyryl-CoA hydrolase activity.